Megalops cyprinoides (Indo-Pacific tarpon) is the source of this 3193-nucleotide messenger RNA. RefSeq names its product glutamate receptor, ionotropic, kainate 2 (gene grik2). Gene Ontology annotation, molecular function: kainate selective glutamate receptor activity; transmitter-gated monoatomic ion channel activity involved in regulation of postsynaptic membrane potential. The transcript has 17 exons. Gene Ontology annotation, biological process: modulation of chemical synaptic transmission; monoatomic ion transport; synaptic transmission, glutamatergic. NCBI's taxonomy places the organism in Eukaryota, Metazoa, Chordata, Actinopteri, Elopiformes, Megalopidae. Gene Ontology annotation, cellular component: plasma membrane; kainate selective glutamate receptor complex; presynaptic membrane. The record is from RefSeq and is a predicted model, not a curated record. The coding region runs from base 462 to 3191 and encodes 909 amino acids.
GAGAUUUCGCGGACUGCAGGUUCCCUGUUGCUUUAAGCAGUGCGUUUUUUUGUCCGACAGGAGGCGUGUCUUCUCCACAUCCCGACCGCUUUGAGCCGCGAGUCUGUAGGACCGAUUCGGCUCUGCUAUUGGAACAAAUGAAGUACUUUCUCCGGCGCUUUUAACAGUUCACAGCUCAUUCUGCAUAGCUAAUCGAAGACUGCCCGUGGAUGGAUUUCUCUCGGAUUUGCACAGACUAACAUGGAUGCCCCACCGUUCCUUGAAUCGGAAGGUUGUUUCUUGGCGCAGUGAGAGACGGAACAUGCAGGGAUUGCUAAUGGAUUUGGGAAGCAUAUGCCCUCCUCUCUAAAGUGACCAUGCCGUGAUCCUGCGCGUGGGCCGUCACCCUGCUUAACGUCAAUAGAAGAAUUUCGGGGAAUCUAACAAUACAGGGAAUAAACACUGUGCAUUAUACAAACAACAUGAAGAUUACCUCCCCAUUGAUAACUAAUGUGAGCUUCAGGUGCACCGUCAGGCUUCUUCUGCUGCUAUUACUAUGUGUGGGAUAUUCUCGCGGGAUGCCGCAUGUUUUAAGAUUUGGAGGAAUAUUUGAAUCCAUUGAAAGUGGUCCUUCAGGAGCUGAAGAGCUGGCCUUUAAAUUUGCUUUAAACACAAUCAACAGAAACAGAACCCUACUGCCAAACACAACGCUAACCUACGACAUACAGAGGAUAAACAUCUAUGAUAGCUUCGAAGCUUCGAGAAAAGCCUGUGAUCAGCUGUCCCUGGGUGUGGCGGCCAUCUUCGGUCCCUCCCACAGCUCCUCAGCCAACGCGGUCCAGUCUAUCUGCAACGCGCUGGGGGUGCCCCACAUCCAGACCAAAUGGAAGCACCAGGUCUCCGACAACAGGGACUCCUUCUAUGUCAGCCUGUACCCCGACUUCUCCUCCCUCAGCCGGGCCAUCCUGGACCUGGUGCACUUCUUCAAGUGGAAGACUGUCACUGUGGUUUACGAUGACAGCACAGGUCUCAUUCGGUUACAGGAGCUCAUUAAGGCUCCAUCUCGUUACAACAUUCGGUUGAAAAUCCGUCAGCUGCCGGCAGAGACGAAAGACGCCAAGCCCCUGCUGAAGGAGAUGAAACGGGGGAAGGAGUUCCACGUGAUCUUUGACUGCGGACACGAGAUGGCCGCCGGGAUCCUCAAGCAGGCCCUUGCCAUGGGGAUGAUGACUGAAUACUACCACUACAUCUUCACAACGCUGGACCUCUUUGCCCUAGAUGUGGAGCCGUACCGCUACAGCGGGGUGAACAUGACGGGCUUCCGAAUCCUCAACACCGAGAACACCCAGGUGUCCUCCAUCAUUGAAAAAUGGUCCAUGGAGCGACUGCAGGCGCCACCCAAGCCGGAUUCGGGCCUCCUGGACGGAUUUAUGACGACGGACGCUGCUCUGAUGUACGACGCGGUGCACGUGGUCGCUGUCGCGGUCCAGCAGUCCCCACAGAUCACGGUCAGCUCCUUACAGUGCAACCGGCACAAGCCCUGGCGCUUUGGCAACCGCUUCAUGACCCUCAUCAAAGAGGCGCAUUGGGAUGGGCUGACCGGACGGAUAACUUUCAACAAAACCAACGGCCUCCGGACGGAUUUCGAUCUCGACGUGAUCAGCCUGAAGGAGGAGGGACUGGAGAAGAUAGGAACGUGGGACCCGCCGAGCGGACUGAACAUGACCGAGAACCAGAAGGGCAAGACGUCCAACGUCACAGACUCCCUCUCUAACAGGUCCCUGGUCGUCUCCACCAUUCUGGAGGAGCCAUACGUGAUGUUCAAGAAGUCGGACAAGCCCCUGUACGGGAACGACCGCUUCGAGGGCUACUGCAUCGACCUCCUGAGAGAGCUGGCCAACAUCCUGGGCUUCACCUAUGAGAUCCGGCUGGUGGAGGACGGCAAGUACGGAGCGCAGGAGGAGACCACGGGCCAGUGGAACGGCAUGGUCAAGGAGCUCAUGGACCACAAAGCUGAUCUUGCAGUGGCUCCCCUGGCCAUCACUUACGUGCGGGAGAAAGUCAUCGACUUUUCCAAGCCCUUCAUGACGCUGGGGAUAAGUAUUCUGUACCGCAAGCCCAACGGCACCAACCCCGGGGUGUUCUCCUUCCUCAACCCGCUCUCGCCUGAUAUCUGGAUGUAUAUUCUGCUGGCUUACUUGGGUGUCAGUUGUGUGCUGUUUGUCAUAGCCAGGUUUAGUCCCUAUGAGUGGUAUAACCCUCAUCCAUGCAAUCCCGACUCGGACGUGGUGGAAAACAAUUUCACCUUGCUAAAUAGUUUCUGGUUCGGAGUUGGAGCUCUCAUGCAGCAAGGUUCUGAGCUCAUGCCCAAAGCUCUUUCCACCAGGAUUGUAGGCGGGAUAUGGUGGUUUUUCACCCUCAUCAUCAUCUCCUCUUACACCGCCAACCUCGCCGCGUUCCUCACCGUGGAGCGCAUGGAGUCGCCCAUUGACUCCGCUGACGACCUCGCCAAGCAGACCAAGAUCGAGUACGGUGUGGUGGAGGAUGGCUCUACCAUGACGUUCUUCAAGAAAACAAAGAUCUCGACGUACGACAAGAUGUGGGAGUUCAUGAGCAGCCGCCGGCACUCGGUGAUGGUGAAGAAUGUGGAGGAGGGCAUCCAGCGUGUGCUGACCUCCGACUACGCCUUCCUGAUGGAGUCCACCACCAUCGAGUUCGUCACCCAGCGCAACUGCAACCUGACGCAGAUCGGCGGCCUCAUCGACUCCAAGGCCUACGGCGUGGGCACGCCCAUGGGCUCUCCGUACCGGGACAAGAUCACCAUCGCCAUCCUGCAGCUACAGGAGGAGGGCAAGCUGCACAUGAUGAAGGAGAAGUGGUGGCGAGGCAACGGCUGCCCCGAAGAGGAGAGCAAGGAGGCCAGCGCCCUGGGUGUGCAGAACAUCGGCGGGAUCUUUAUCGUGCUGGCCGCUGGCCUGGUGCUCUCUGUGUUUGUGGCAGUGGGGGAGUUCUUGUAUAAGUCCAAACAAAACGCACAACUCGAAAAGAGGUCCUUCUGUAGCGCCAUGGUGGAGGAGCUGAGGGUGUCACUGAAGUGCCAACGCCGACUCAAACACAAGCCACAAGCCCCCGUCAUGGUCAAAACCGAGGAGGUCAUCAACAUGCAUACGUUCAAUGACAGAAGACUGCCGGGGAAGGAAACCAUGGCAUAAAC